ACUUGCAAAAGGAUUUGUGUUGAUCAAUUAACCUCUUACCCAAGGAAAAGCAGCUGACCCAUCACCCAAGAAAGAGUGAGGAGCAAGAAGCCGAUCCCUACAAAUCCAAAGCAUCCAAAACCCGAUAUCCAAAUCCCAAAUCCUUUUCCCGUGAAAGCUCGACUUUUGAAAGCGCAAAAGCGCUUUUGGCAACAAUGGGCAUAAUGGGAAGCAGCUUCUCGUUUAUAUUGGGCUCAGUGUUCGGCAUCUACGUUGCCCAAAACUACAACGUCCCCAACAUCCAGAAGCUCUCCACCACGGGCCUCUUGAUCGCCAAGCACAUCGAAGAGACUUACCGGAAGCCUAAGAAGAGGGACGACGAGAACCAGAACCAGUAGAUCUCGCCGUACGACAUCGUUCCGAAACAGGUUCUUUUCUCGUCGUGGAGAGUGAAGCGCAUCUUUAUUUCGUUGGGAAUAUGUAUGUAUUAUUUUUCAUUUUUUAGUGUUGGGUUUUGAUGGAAAUCUGAGCCUUUUGCUUUUGGUCCCAGUAAUGGAUGCAAUUUCUGUUGUGAAUGUAGUUCUUUUCUCCGUUUGGUUGCUGAGAAAGUGUAGGAAUUGAAAGGAAAUUUUUGGGAUUUUGUUCAAUUGGCUAUUCAAUUUGGAAAUUUGUUCAAUGUGCAUAGCUGCCUUCCUAGUUCUUAAUGCUAAUGUCUGUUCAAUGAUUGGAUUC
Prunus dulcis (almond) is the source of this 711-nucleotide messenger RNA. RefSeq lists its product as uncharacterized. The record is from RefSeq and is a predicted model, not a curated record. NCBI's taxonomy places the organism in Eukaryota, Viridiplantae, Streptophyta, Magnoliopsida, Rosales, Rosaceae. The coding region runs from base 195 to 377 and encodes 60 amino acids. The transcript has a single exon.